GGGCGGGUGCCGGGCCGCUGUUUGUUGUCAUCCCAAGAUGGAGUUUCUGCUGGGGAACCCGUUCAGCACCCCGGUGGGGCAGAGCCUCGAAAAGGCCACAGAUGGCUCUUUGCAGAGUGAAGACUGGACACUUAACAUGGAGAUCUGUGACAUUAUCAACGAGACAGAAGAAGGGCCCAAGGAUGCCAUUCGAGCACUGAAGAAGAGGCUGAAUGGAAACAAAAAUUACAGAGAGGUCAUGCUGGCGCUGACGGUGUUGGAGACCUGUGUGAAGAACUGUGGCCAUCGUUUCCAUGUCUUGGUGGCAAACCGUGACUUCAUCGAUGGAGUUCUGGUGAAAAUCAUCUCACCCAAGAACAACCCCCCCACUAUAGUGCAGGAUAAAGUCCUAGCACUGAUUCAGGCUUGGGCUGACGCCUUCCGAAGUAGCCCCGAUUUAACUGGAGUCGUGCAUAUUUAUGAAGAGCUCAAGAGGAAAGGCAUCGAGUUCCCCAUGGCAGAUCUUGAUGCUCUGUCUCCAAUACACACACCACAGAGGAGUGUUCCUGAAGUUGAUCCUGCAGCAAAUAUGCACAAUUCCCAGUCUCAGCAAAGGAUGAGCAGCAGUUCUUACUCUUCGUCCUCUCCAACGGCCUAUUCUGCUCCUCAGGCCCCAGCCUUGAAUGUGACUGGUCCCAUCACUGCUAAUUCUGAACAGAUUGCCCGGCUGCGCAGUGAGCUGGAUAUUGUUCGUGGGAAUACAAAAGUGAUGUCUGAAAUGCUGACAGAAAUGGUACCUGGACAAGAGGAUUCCUCAGACCUUGAGUUACUCCAGGAGCUGAACCGAACCUGCAGAGCCAUGCAGCAGAGAAUUGUGGAGCUUAUCUCACGAGUGUCCAAUGAAGAAGUCACAGAGGAGCUGCUGCAUGUGAAUGAUGAUUUAAAUAACGUCUUCCUCCGAUAUGAAAGAUUUGAACGAUACAGAUCGGGACGCUCAACACAGAACGCCAGCAAUGGAGUACUGAAUGAGGUGACAGAAGAUAAUUUAAUAGAUUUGGGUCCUGGCUCUCCAGCUGUGGUGAGCCCAAUGGUUGGAAACUCAGCACCUCCAUCUUCACUUUCUUCACAGCUUGCAGGGCUUGACUUGGGCACAAACAGUGUCAGUGGCACACUCAGCUCCCUGCAGCACAGUAAUCCUCGUGAUGACUUUGACAUGUUUGCACAGACAAGAGGCAGCUCCUUGGCUGAGCAGCGAAAGAACGUGACGUACGAGGACCCACAGGCUGUCAAAGGACUGGCAUCUGCCCUGGAUGUUCGGAAACAGAACACGGGAGGGAGGAGAGGUAAAGGUGGGAACUCAGACAUGGAGCCCAUAGACAAGUGGCUAAUUACACAAGGAAUGAUCCCUGUUGCACAGUCCUCUGUCAUGGAUGACAUUGAGGAGUGGCUCAGUACCGACUUGAAAGGCAACGAACUGGAAGAAGGAGUGACCAGUGAAGAGUUUGACAAAUUCUUAGAAGAGAGAGCCAAAGCAGCGGAGAUGGUUCCCAAUCUGCCAUCCCCUCCCCUGGAAGCCCCCAACCCUCCGACAAAUCCUUCCAGCAGGAAAAAGCAGGAGCGCUCGGAGGACGCCCUCUUUGCACUGUGAAGGUGGCGCGGAGCCGCCCUCCCUCCCGCCCCUCUGCUCCGCCGGCGAAUGUCGCCCCGCGGCCACUUUGUCCUCCCACAGUCCUUGGCUAACAACGACUCCCGUCCCCCCCAUUCCAUAGUUUGCUUCUCCUUCCCUCCCUCCCCAAAUGAUCCGCCCCCACAAGCUGACUCUUUCUAUUUAAAUCCAACACUAUUCCUGCCAGACCACGAUUCUCCAGCACUCGCUUAAUCCCCUCCUUCCUGUCCCAGCUGCACAAAACCAGCUCUUGAUGCUGAAAACCCCUUCAGAAUGCACGAGUACGUCACACUGGGCUGAAACAAAAGCCCAGGGGGAAGAGAGCAGCCUUGCCCUUCAAUUUAUGUAGGGAUCAUCCUCUUCUGUAGGCAGGUCCUGCCAAGUAGACGGCUCUGUCAAUCAGCAUGUAAUUGACUGAGCUGGAAUGUUCAGGAGGAGUGUGUCUUUAUUUUUAGAUAAAAUGUUAAUGUAUUGGCUUUCGUGUUGGAUUCGACAGCAAGGAACAACUGUUCCUCUUUCAACAUGUGCUUCACAAGUUAAAAUCCUUUACUCUCCCACUCACACAUCUCCUGGUACCAUAUGGUGGUCGCUUUUCCCCACUUUCUGUGGCGUUUCAUUUCUAAAUCUCACAGGGUAUUUUUUGCCUUGUGUUUUAUCUGGGCUUGCUCUAAUUUGAGGCAGUCUGUUGGCCAUGUCCAGUAGCUCUGGCAGUUGAUAAGGAUGGAAAAUGCUGGGCUAAAUGGAUGCUGCAAUGAUGGCACAGGAAGCACUUGGCUCUUUUGGAGACCGUUCUCACACAGGAAUUUUCCUGGUGUGUUUGCCUUUUAAAAUAGCUUGGUUAUUUUCUCCUUACCUUAGAUUCCUCCUUUGGUGACUCUAGAGCUCUGCUUUUGGUGUAAACAUCCAUGCAGAUGGAUGGGACUUGCCCAUGGAUUGGGUGUGAACUGAGCUUCCUGGAUUCCCUGCCGUGCCUGGUAGGACAGAUAUGCUGGUUCUUCAGGGUAGGGAUGAGGAAAAGAGCAAACCUCAGAGGUUUGUAUGGAACGCUGAGGCAAGUGGUUACCAUGGAGGGAUUAGCUGUGCCAGCCUGUGCUCCUCAUUUCCUUCCAGUUUUAGGCCUGAGAAAGUGUUGAAAUUAUUGUGACCGUGCUAUUUGUAAUUUUUGGAAUGUCUUUUGAUCCUUCUGCCCUUCAUUAACUCCCGGCUCCUACGGGGCUGCAGUCUCUGUGCAAACAAACAUAUUCCCUUGCUUGCCAGAGGCAUGGCCAGGAUUCCUGCUCCUCUGGGGCUGCCAGCAGGGAUUCCAGCCUGUGUGCCUGCCUUGCUGGGCUGACAGGCAGAGCUGGAGCAGGCAGCUCCAGCCAUCGUGCGUCCCCCGGCGCGUUCCUUGGGAGGAAGCCAGUGGUGCAGGAUGGCAGGAUCAAAGAGAGAGCUGAGCAGUGCGUGGCAGGAGAAUCUCCCAUCCUGACAGAGAGGCACUUUAGCAGCUAAAAGCCCAUGCAGGCAGCAGGCUUCAACCCCUCUUCCUCAGGGUGUUCCUUGGCUUAGGCAACCUCCUUCUGACCUGACAUGUCUGAGCUUCCCAGGAUGCUGAUGUGUGUCAAGCUCUCUUGAAAGUUGUUCUAGGCCAAGUGAUAGAAGCUUUUAUCUGAGCAUAGCAUUUUAUCAGCCCAUACCGUACUCUCUGAGGACCACCCCCUUUGGGACGUUGUGACACACAAAGCCUGUUACCAAAUGCCUGAUUGCAGUGCUGAUGGACUUUGACAGUGGGCACAUUAAUCUUUGAAGGGAAAUGUUUGGUGCAGGAUUUCCAGGCCGUCCCAGGUCAGGUUUCACUCUGUGCUCUCCCUGCUCAUCGUCUUCUCUGUCCUGCCCUGCCUGUAGCCUCUUCCAGGAUCCCUCCAUAUGUAGCUGGGCCCAGGCAGGGCUGUCCUGCCACCCCUCUGUGCUGACGUGACACUUCAUCACUGCUCUGUGUAGCACGGCUUACAAAUGAACAGGCAAAACCAGUUUAAGGAUGGAGAUAACUUGGAGAUCAAGCUUUUCUCCCCACUUGCUGGCUCUC
This is a messenger RNA of Motacilla alba alba, 3710 nucleotides long. RefSeq names its product target of myb1 like 2 membrane trafficking protein (gene TOM1L2). Bases 38 to 1627 code for a protein of 529 amino acids. Gene Ontology annotation, molecular function: ubiquitin binding; phosphatidylinositol binding; clathrin binding. The transcript has 16 exons. NCBI's taxonomy places the organism in Eukaryota, Metazoa, Chordata, Aves, Passeriformes, Motacillidae. The record is from RefSeq and is a predicted model, not a curated record. Gene Ontology annotation, biological process: signal transduction. Gene Ontology annotation, cellular component: endosome; membrane.